UCUCUCCGUGCCGAUCGCCUCUCGCACUCUGCUCGCCGACCAUCCGUCCCGCCGACGCUGCAGAGCCGCAUCCAUCAUUCGCUGCCAGUUUCCUUCUGCACUGGAUGCCCCCCUUCUCCUCGCCCAACCCCUUUACAGCGUCGCCGAUCCCCGCUUCUCAAAUGGCUACUCGUCGGCCUGGCUCGAGUGUCCGCCCGAAGGAAAAGAGAUUGCCUGAAUAUCUGCUCUCGACGCCCCUGGCGUCGCGAACGCUCUUCCAGCCCGGCUUGAGAUCAACGGAGACCGACCCUCAGCGCCGAGAGCCGCUCUUUAUGCACAUUCCUGCUUCUAGCCUCAUGCCGAAGCCGCCCAAGGUCGGUUCGGACUCGCCCACGAGCCUUCACUCCUCCGAAGAUGACGAGAAAGAGCCCUAUGCGUCUAAAACUCAAUCCGGCUUGAGAGCCCCCUCGCUUCCCUUCCCGACUGCCGCCCAGCGACAACGCCGGACCCACGUCGUUUCGACCAAGGCCGACCUGGCUCCGGACAACCUACGUCUGCCCACGAGCUGGAACACAAAGGACAAGGGAGCAGGUCUGAACAUCGAAAACUCGAACAUGCGGGCUAUAUACCGAGGCGCUGGGCGGGACGACAAAGACGCUGCUGCGGUCCGGUCCAACCGAGGGGUGCCGCCCCAGUGCGGUAUCUUCUAUUACGAGGUCGAGAUCAUUAGCCACGGGCGAGCCGGCAUCAUCAGCAUCGGUGUCUCGUACAAGGACAACAGCCAGCUUACAAAGCCGGUGGGAUACGAAUCAAAUGCAUGGGGAUAUCACGGCGACGACGGAAAGCUGUUCAGCGGCCAGCAUCCGCAAGGAAAGCCGUUCGGCCCGACAUUUACCACGGGUGACGUCGUCGGCUGCAUCGUAAACUUUUACACAAAGUCCUUGGCAUUCACAAAGAACGGGGUCUUUCUUGGUAUUGCUUACCGCGAUAUAGCCAAGUUCAUGACCCAUAAGCUCUAUCCCACCGUUGCAAUGGCGUCCGAAGGCGAAGUCAUCGAGGCGAACUUUGGGAAGAGGCCCUUCAAAUUUGACAUCCAAGGGUACUUUGAGAGUGAACGUCAGCACCUCUUCGAAUCCAUCAGGACUGUGCCCCUGCCCACUUGCACACCAAAGAGCAACCUCCCUGCUGCCAAAACCUAUGCGAGCGUUGUGGCCAACACACCCGCUUCGAGCGAGCCGCCCUCGCCCCAGACUCUACGGACAAGCGCAACGCUGGAUGUUGGACAGCUCGUUGCAGAAUACCUUGCACACCAUUGUUACUUUGAUACCCUCAAGGCUCUUCCGCGCCCGGCGAGCACCCUGGAUGUGACGCACCAGAUUCGAUUCGACAUCCGCAGCGCCAUUGUUGGUCACGAGCCAAGCAAGGCAAUUGACCUCUGCCAGCACCACUUUUCAAAGCUUUUCGAUACCGAGCCGCAUCUGCUCUUCCAACUGCAGUGCCUCCACUACAUUGAGCUGUUUCGAAGACUCUACCCGAACGACAGGACUGUGUGCUCAUUUUUCAAAUGCGAAGCCAAGGGUGGCGAAGAAGACAGCAGCAUGCCCGAUGCAAGUAUCUGUGAGGACAUGGAGAUCGACGGGAGCGACGGCAUCAGUGGCAUCAGCGGCAUGCACAGCCUGGAAAGCGACGGAAGUUUUGACGAGCACUCGGCAAGGUCGCGAUCCAAGGGCAAGAUGCGGAUCGAUGUGGAUGAGGACCGUUCGUACGGUUGGAUGGAGCUCCUCCAGUUCGGACAGCAGCUGCAGGUUCAAUACGGCGACAUCGAGCUUGCGUCUGGAUCGACAGGAGAGCAGGUCCAGGACGCUUUGGAUGAAAUCCACGGUCUGCUGGCAUACACGGCGCCCUAUUCCAGUCCGGUGGGCUAUCUCCUCGCAGACUCGGUGGCCGAGCGCACGGCCGAUCUCGUUAACCGGGCCAUACUUGAAUACCAAGGCAAGAGCAGCCAGUCGAGCCUCGAGCGUCUGCUGCGCCAUACCAGCGUCAUUGUGGACGACGCCCUUCCGAACGAGAACGAGGGCAUUUCGGCCUUCUUGUACGGACAGUGGGAUUAGCCGGUCCUCAAGCUGCCGGCGAAGAUGCUCGACGUGACUGUAGAAAGCGGCCGAUAGAGAUUGGUCUGGACAAAGGAUAGUGCAGUUUGCGAGCGGGCACGGGAUGGGCUGUGGGGCUGGGUUGAGACUGAGACGACGAAGGCCAACUCUCUCUCUCUCUCCCUCUCUUUCUCCAUCGCUUUGCCCUCUCUCUCGACUCGGUAUUCUUCAUUGUUCCAACUUGUUGUCACCGCACUUGAUCCGGUCGGGAGACCAUCUUGCGUCAUUCGUAUCCAUCGCCGCCGUUUUCUCGCCUCUCCCUAUAAACCUUUGUUUGCAUUCCACCACUUCUUAUCAAACCCACAUCGAGUGUACGCGAGCUCUAAAUCAGUCCUGUUCCUGGUUUCCCCUCGUCGAUUCUACGGUUUGAAGACAUGUGCAUGCGUUAACCCGAUGAUUGUCUGUGGAUUAUGGGUGUAUUUUGAUCUCUCAACAUGGAGCCCUCAGUUGUGCCUUGU
Molecule: messenger RNA, 2587 nt
Organism: Polychytrium aggregatum
Lineage: Eukaryota; Fungi; Chytridiomycota; Chytridiomycetes; Polychytriales
Exons: 7
Coding region: 105-2090 (661 amino acids)
Biological process (GO): cytoskeleton organization; cell surface receptor signaling pathway
Cellular component (GO): cytoplasm
Molecular function (GO): protein binding
Source: RefSeq, a predicted model, not a curated record